Cercocebus atys (sooty mangabey) is the source of this 5076-nucleotide messenger RNA. RefSeq names its product actin filament associated protein 1-like 1 (gene AFAP1L1). Gene Ontology annotation, molecular function: SH3 domain binding. Lineage: Eukaryota; Metazoa; Chordata; Mammalia; Primates; Cercopithecidae. Bases 1132 to 3336 code for a protein of 734 amino acids. The record is from RefSeq and is a predicted model, not a curated record. The transcript has 19 exons. Gene Ontology annotation, cellular component: cytosol.
GGAGGCCUCAGGAAACUUACAAUCAUGGCAGAAGGGGAAGCAAACACAUCCUUAUUCAUAUGGUGGCAACAGGGAGAGGUGCCAAGAAAAAAGGGGAAAAGCCCCGUAUAAAACCAUCAGGUCUCAUGAGAACUCACUCACUGUCACAAGAACAGCAGCACAGGGUAACCCCCGCCCCUCCCGCCAUGAUCCCUCCCAUGAUACGUGGGGAUUCUGGGAGCUACAAUUCAAGAUGAGAUUUGGGUGGGGACACAGCCAAGCCGUAUCAGUGUGUCUGUUGAGGGUGCCAGAGACGUUUGUUAUUCCAUUUGAAAAGAUUUAUUUGAAAACAGCUAAAAUUUGGCUAAAAUGAUUUUAAAUGAUUACCUGCUUUAAAGAGGGAAACAUAUCCAUCCAGAACCCAUGUUUAUGUGAUAUGGUGGGAGUUCAGGCCCUGGUGGCAGCAGGAUCUUCAGGCACCUUUCACCCCCCAGAGCUAUGCCACUCUGAUCCCUAGGGAUCACAUAGACUUGGAAUCAGUCUGGCUGUACCUCUCAAGCUGUGCCACCAUCCCAUAGCUGCCACAACCUUAGUAUCAUCUUCUGAAAAAUUAGGCAUCCCCAUAGGACUGCCCACAAAUGUGCCCUGGGGAUUGGAUGGAAACACGCACAGAAAGCCCCUCCCUCAGUGCCCAGUGGCUGAGAGUGCGCAUGAGAUAGGGGCUGUCCUUAUCAGCCUUCAGCUCAUUGUCAGCGAGUUUGGGGUGAUGAUGGAUUUUGCCACAGACUGCAGCAUCAUGUUUUCCUAACAAGAGUCACUAUCUACACAUAAGAUUUAUGUUUAAAAGAAGGUCCUAGUGUGGUCAUCUGUUCAUUCCUCUCUUGUCAGACACGUGAAGAGCACCCACACUGAGCAGGCCCCACACCAGAUGAUAAGGAAGCAGAGAUUCCCAGUCCAGUCCACGCCUGCUAGAGCCUCACAGCCUGCUGAGGGAGGCAGGCGCUCAGGGAUCAGCACAGAUCAGUGUAGUAAAUUCUUCAGUGACAGCAAGAAUAGCUGACUCGUGUGCUGGAGCAGCUGCUCCCAGAGCUCACCGGGUUGCUCAGCCUUCUGGACCACGAGUACCUCAGCGAUACCACCCUGGAGAAGAAGAUGGCCGUGGCCUCCAUCCUGCAGAGCCUGCAGCCCCUUCCAGCAAAGGAGGUCUCCUACCUGUAUGUGAACACAGCAGACCUCCACUCGGGGCCCAGCUUCGUGGAGUCCCUCUUUGAAGAAUUUGACUGUGACCUGAGUGACCUUCGGGACAUGCCAGAGGAUGAUGGGGAGCCCAGCAAAGCAGCCAGCCCUGAGCCAGCCAAGAGCCCGUGCCUGAGAAACGCAGCCAACCUGCCUCCACCACUCCCCAACAAACCUCCCCCUGAGGAUUACUAUGAAGAGGCCCUUCCUCUGGGACCCGGCAAGUCACCUGAGUACAUCAGCUCCCACAAUGGCUGCAGCCCCUCGCACUCGAUUGUGGAUGGCUACUAUGAGGACGCAGACAGCAGCUACCCUGCAACCAGAGUGAACGGCGAGCUUAAGAGCUCCUAUAAUGACUCUGACGCAAUGAGCAGCUCCUAUGAGUCCUACGAUGAGGAGGAGGAGGAAGGGAAGAGCCCGCAGCCCCGACACCAGUGGCCCUCAGAGGAGGCCUCCAUGCACCUGGUGAGGGAAUGCAGGAUAUGUGCCUUCCUGCUGCGGAAAAAGCGUUUCGGGCAGUGGGCCAAGCAGCUGACGGUCAUCAGGGAGGACCAGCUCCUGUGUUAUAAAAGCUCCAAGGACCGGCAGCCGCAUCUGAGGUUGGCACUGGAUACCUGCAGCGUCAUCUACAUGCCCAAGGACAGCCGGCACAAGAGGCAUGAGCUACGUUUCACCCAGGGGGCUACCGAGGUCUUGGUGCUGUCAUUGCAGAGCCGAGAGCAGGCCGAGGAGUGGCUGAAGGUCAUCCGAGAAGUGAGCAAGCCAGUUGGGGGAGCCGAGGGAGUGGAGGUGCCCAGAUCCCCAGUCCUCCUGUGCAGGUUGGACCCGGACAAGAGGCUGUCCCAAGAGAAGCAGACCUCAGAUUCUGACAGCGUUGGCAUGGGCGACAACUGUUCUACCCUUGGCCGCCGGGAGACCUGUGAUCACGGCAAAGGGAAGAAGAGCAGCCUGGCAGAACUGAAGGGCUCAAUGAGCAGGGCCGCAGGCCGCAAGAUCACCCGUAUCAUCAACUUUUCCAAGAAGAAGCCACUGGCCGAUGACCUGCAGACGUCCUCCACCGAGGAGGAGGUUCCCUGCUGUGGCUACCUGAACGUGCUGGUGAACCAGGGCUGGAAGGAACGCUGGUGCCGCCUGAAGUGCAACACUCUGUAUUUCCACAAGGACCACACGGACCUGCAAACCCACGUAAACGCCAUCGUCCUGCAAGGCUGUGAGGUGGCCCCGGGCUUUGGGCCCCGACACCCGUUUGCCUUCAGGAUCCUGCGCAACCGGCAGGAGGUGGCCAUCUUGGAGGCAAGCUGUUCAGAGGACAUGGGUCGCUGGCUCGGGCUGCUGCUGGUGGAGAUGGGCUCCAGAGUCACUCCAGAGGCGCUGCACUAUGACUACGUGGAUGUGGAAACCUUAACCAGCAUCGUCAGUGCUGGGCGCAACUCCUUCCUAUAUGCAAGAUCCUGCCAGAAUCAGUGGCCUGAGCCCCGAGUUUAUGAUGAUGUUCCUUAUGAAAAGAUGCAGGACGAGGAGCCCGAGCGCCCCACAGGGGCCCAGGUGAAGCGUCACGCCUCCUCCUGCAGUGAGAAGUCCCAUCGGGUGGAUCCGCAGGUCAAAGUCAAACGCCAUGCCUCCAGUGCCAAUCAAUACAAGUAUGGCAAGAACCGAGCAGAGGAGGAUGCCCGGAGGUACUUGGUAGAAAAAGAGAAGCUGGAGAAAGAGAAAGAGACGAUUCGGACAGAGCUGAUAGCACUGAGACAGGAGAAGAGGGAACUGAAAGAAGCCAUUCGGAGCAGCCCAGGAGCAAAAUUAAAGGCUCUGGAAGAAGCCGUGGCCACCCUGGAAGCUCAGUGUCGGUCAAAGGAGGAGCGCCGGAUUGACCUGGAGCUGAAGCUGGUGGCCGUGAAGGAGCGCUUGCAGCAGUCCCUGGCAGGAGGGCCGGCCCUGGGGCUCUCCAUGAGCAGCAAGCCCAAGAGUGGGGAAACUGCAAAUAAACCCAAGAGCAGCGUUCCAGAGCAAUCUCUCCCUGUCAACUGUGUUUCUGAGCUGAGGAAGAGGAGCCCAUCCAUCGUAGCCUCCAACCAAGGAAGGGUGCUACAGAAAGCCAAGGAAUGGGAAAUGAAGAAGACCUAGGAAGAGAAUGAGGAUUUCAUUCCAAAGGAAAUAUCAGCUUGUCCACCUGAGGAAGAAAUGCUUUUUUCACAAGGAGAUACCAAGAGAAGACUAGGAAGUAGCCCUCGUUCUCCAGGGCACCCAAAAGACCAGCCUUUAUUGUCUGCAUGAUUUUAGGGGAUAUGGGGAGGGAAGAAGUAGAAGGGAAGAGGGAAAUGGAGAGCAUUCUUAUGACUUUACAAAGGGUGGAAAUGAGGAUGGAGGGAUUCCCUUCUGAAGAAGAAAUGAAAGCACAUGUGAAUAACCCCUUCCAUCCCAUUCACAGCAUCGCACUCCCAGUCCUUAAGGCAAAGGGAGGCAGUGCUGAAGCAUUGGUGGUGCAGUGUAGAGAGACAAGACCUGAUAAUCUGAUCACACUUGUUCCAACUUGAUUCAUAUUGGGCAUUACUGACAACCACUGGGCAAGACAAACAGGUUGAACAAUCAAUAACAUUAUCCCUGCCUGCAUACAUGUGAACAAAAGCUGUAGAGGACAUGCAAAUUCUACAGUCAUUCCUCAUUUGCUUUAGACAGAGUGCAGCUACUGGAAUCUUCCAGAUUUGAGUGUUUUAAAAUCAGAGCUCUGAAUACACAAAAGGAAAGAGAAAUGGAGCAGCUGACAUAUUUUAAGCUCACAGUGAUACUCAGUGACAGGAGCACAGAGCUCUAAUGUCCACAAGAUGUUGUAAGGUAGGGUCUUUCAGUAAAUCAAGUCCCUUACCUAUGUUCUAUGACACUGAGGUUCUUGGAGCUAUGGGUUAGAAAUCCAGGAGGCAAUAUGUCAUUAAUCUAAUGAAGUCCUCAUCUUGCACUCAGAGGCCCACUAGUCUGCCCUUCUAUAUAUUAAGUAAAACCAAGAGAAAAUAAGAGGAUGAUGGCUUCUUUCUGUCACCUCGGUGCUAAACCUUUUACACACACUUGAUACUUUCAUAGAGGGACCAAGGACCUCAAGUCCUGGGCAGUCUCCCUACUGUGCUACUCACUACUGUCUCAACACUGUAGGUACUUUAUGGGUCUGUAUUUAACACAUUUCCUUCCAAUAAAGAUAAAACCACUUAACUCUUAAGAGCCAGUGCUUAGCUCAAGAGGAAAGAAGGAAAAUCUCAGAAUAACCAUGGCCACUUUGCUAUAGGGUUUACAUAUUUUAACCCACCUAAGGUUUUACAGACUUUAGCCUCACUCAAAUUUUAUCACCCUCUGAGGUAGCUGGAGACCACAGCAGGAAAAAUAAUCUGACCAGUAAUCACCCACUGAUUAGUGGCACAGCAUAGGACUUAGAGGUUAUAAGCCCAGAUCCAGAUAGGGCUAGGUUUGAGCCCUGCCUCUGAUGACCAGCUGGGUGACCUUGGGAAAGUCACUUGACCACUCUGAUUCUUGUUUUCUUAUCUGUGAAAUGGGGCUAACAAUUGUUACUUUUCUCCCAAGAUUGUUGGGAAGAUUUAAUAAGAUAAUACAUAGUAGGCAUCUUGCAUAGUGUCUGAGAAAUAGGAAAUGCUCAGUCAAUAGUGGCUUUCACUAGCCAGGCAUGGUGGUACUCGCCUAUAGUCCCAGCUACUCAGGAGGCUGAGGCAGGAGGACCACUUGAGCCCAGGAGUUUGAGACUAGUGCACUAUGAUCAUGCCUCAUGCCUGUGAAUCACCACUGCACUCCAGCCUAAGCAAAUAGCAAGACCCCAUCUAUUUAAAAAAAAAAAAAAAAAGUGGCUCUUAUUAUUAGCUAUAU